Selaginella moellendorffii is the source of this 1594-nucleotide messenger RNA. Its product is annotated as ATP-citrate synthase alpha chain protein 3. Lineage: Eukaryota; Viridiplantae; Streptophyta; Lycopodiopsida; Selaginellales; Selaginellaceae. Gene Ontology annotation, molecular function: succinate-CoA ligase (ADP-forming) activity. The record is from RefSeq and is a predicted model, not a curated record. Bases 117 to 1388 code for a protein of 423 amino acids. The transcript has 13 exons. Gene Ontology annotation, cellular component: succinate-CoA ligase complex. Gene Ontology annotation, biological process: succinyl-CoA metabolic process; tricarboxylic acid cycle.
AUUUGUUUCAUUCUUCUCUAGCCUAGCUAUUUAAAAUCAAAGUGUAGGUUUGCUUAUUUUUGUUGUUAGGGCGGGUUAGGUGAGAAGAAGGCGCCCAUUCUCCCAGCACUAGCGCUAUGGCCAGGAAGAAGAUCCGUGAGUACGACUCCAAGCGCUUGCUCAAGCAGCACCUCAAGCGACUGGCGAGCAUCGAUUUGGCGCUCCAUUCCGCGCAGGUGACUCAAGAGACCGAUUUUGACGCCUUGGCUGACAAGGAACCAUGGCUCAAUUCGACCAGGCUCGUCGUGAAACCAGACAUGCUGUUUGGCAAGCGUGGAAAGAGUGGACUGGUGGCUUUAAACUUGGACUUGGCCGGAGUCGAGGCUUUUGUCAAGGAAAGGCUGGGCAGGGAGGUUGAGAUGGACGGAACCAAAGCGCCCAUCACAACUUUCAUUGUGGAACCGUUUAUUCCACACGACAGUGAGUUCUACCUUUCGCUGGUGUCACAUCGUCUUGGUGUGGAGAUUAGUUUUUCUGAGUGUGGAGGCAUCGAGAUCGAGGAAAACUGGGAAAAGGUCAAGACGGUUUUCGUGCCUACAGAACAGCCUUUGACUGCGGAAACUUGUGCACCGCUCAUUGCCACGCUUCCAUUAGAGAUUCGUGGCAAGAUUGAGACGUUCAUAAGGGGAGUUUUUAGCGUCUUUGAAGACUUGGACUUCUCUCUGAUCGAGAUGAAUCCCUUCACUUUGGUGAAUGGCGAACCGUAUCCUCUGGACAUGCGUGGAGAGUUGGAUGACACAGCUCUCUUCAAAAACUUCCAGAAGUGGGGCAAUGUGGAAUUUCCAGUUCCAUUUGGCAGAGUGAUGACACCUGCUGAGGAGUCAAUCCACAAGAUGGAUGAAAAGACUGGUGCGUCUUUAAAGCUGACAAUACUAAAUCCGAAAGGUCGCAUUUGGACAAUGGUCGCUGGCGGUGGCGCGAGUGUGAUCUAUGCCGACACAGUUGGUGACCUCGGUUAUGCUCACGAGCUGGGAAACUACGCCGAGUACAGUGGAGCGCCAAGCGAGGAGGAGACUCUACACUAUGCUCGUGCUUUAAUUGACUGCGUCACUGCGAACCCAGACGGACGUCGCAGAGCUUUGCUCAUCGGUGGCGGCAUAGCCAACUUCACCGAUGUCGCUGCAACGUUUAAUGGUAUCAUCCGCGCGCUCCGCGAGAAGGAAUCCCAGCUGAAAGUGGCAAAGGUGCACAUAUUCGUGAGGCGAGGGGGCCCAAACUACCAGAAAGGCCUGGAAAGGAUGAGAACACUUGGCAGGGAUAUUGGCAUCCCGAUCGAAGUUUUUGGACCCGAGGCAAGCAUGACUGGCAUUUGUAGAAACGCGAUCGAUUACAUCCGAGUUGCUGCGUGAUUUGGAUUGAUCCACUGGAAGAAGGAUUCUCGCUCGAGCCUGGAGAUUUACAAUAAAAGAAGAAAACGGGAAAAGGAAGCGUCAAAUCGAUGCAAAUUUCUCAACCAAUUCGAGAGACGUGGACGUAUUAUACGGUGGAUUCUACUUACAUACCAUUUGCUCUUUCACCUUUCACUGUUUGAAAUAAAGUUAAACCCCUUUUAACC